Messenger RNA from Sphaerulina musiva SO2202, 2049 nucleotides. Its product is annotated as glycoside hydrolase family 18 protein. The record is from RefSeq and is a predicted model, not a curated record. Gene Ontology annotation, cellular component: extracellular region. The transcript has 2 exons. The coding region runs from base 25 to 2049 and encodes 674 amino acids. Lineage: Eukaryota; Fungi; Ascomycota; Dothideomycetes; Mycosphaerellales; Mycosphaerellaceae. Gene Ontology annotation, molecular function: chitinase activity. Gene Ontology annotation, biological process: carbohydrate metabolic process.
AUUGCGGCUGCUACCAGCCUCCUCAUGGCGAGCAGCGUUGUUGGAGCUGACUUCGGGUCGUUGAGUAACAUAGCUGUAUAUUGGGGACAAAACUCUUACGGGCAAGCUGCAGGGCCAUUCACACAGCAGAGCCUCGCAACGUAUUGCGCAGACACCAAUGUCGACAUCAUACCCUUGGCUUUCAUGGUACAGAUGACGGGUGGCUACAAUAUGCGAUAUAACACGUCAACCAACAACUACUUCCUCCCAACUGAUGAGAUGAGCAGGUCAAGCGGACAGAACGAGCAAAGAAUGGUGUUGAAUUUCGCUAAUGCCGGGAAUAAUUGCAGUAUCUUUCCGGAAACAGGACUACUCGAUUGUGGAUCAACCAUUGGUCGGGACAUCAAGACGUGUCAGCAGACGUUUGGAAAGAAGAUACUGCUAAGUAUAGGUGGUGCCACAUAUUUUGAGGGCGGUUUCGUCAGUGACGACGCAGCCAUAGCAGCAGCGGAAACAAUAUGGCAGACAUUCGGUCCUACUGACAACGACAGUGAAGCUUCCAAUGUUGACUCUUCAUCAUUGUCGACUAUGUCCACCAUCCUGACAGCAUCCAAUAGCUUACCGAGCAAUACGAAUACCAUGUCGAUUCUGCAGCAGCCCGCAGACUCUGGUGUCACCUUUGCAAUCAAGACAAGCGCGAGCGAAGAUCACUCUGGUUCGGGACUCAGAAGCACCACGGCCACAUCCUCGUUGGACGUCGGCGCAAGUACUCUUCCAACGAUGGAUCUAUUUCGAUUGCAAGCCACUGCUGUAAUGACUCCUGAAUCUAAUGCGACUGGUCUAGCAGCCAACACCACUAUGAAUGGAAAUGGCACUUUCCAGGCAUAUUCUUGGCCUGUCUCAAACGCCACGCUACUUCGGGCUUCCAAUACUACCAAUAAUGACAGGAUCGUGGUUUCAACGAGUAACAUCACGCGUCGAUCAGUGGCCUCAAUUCUUCGACCAUUCGGCGACGCAGUGAUCGAUGGUUUCGAUUUCGAUCUCGAAACCAGCAAUCAAAAUUUUGUGCCUUUUGCACGCCGUCUUCGACAGCUCAUGGACAUCGAGACCGCGAAGACAUACUAUUUGACUGCCGCACCCCAAUGUCCCUUUCCAGAUGGUGCUGUCUCGCAGCUUCUUGAGAGUGAUGUUAGAUUGGAUGCUGUGUUUGUACAGUUCUACAACAACUACUGUGGUCUCCAGUCCUUCACAGCCAAUACUGCCACACAAGUUACGUUCAACUUCGAUAUCUGGGACGCCUGGGCCAAGAGAGCCUCUGCUCGGUGGGCUGCGAAUACUACAGUCACUAAGCGUCAGACGCGCAGCACGGCGAAUGUCAAGGUGUAUCUUGGUGUUCCUGCUGCUCUUUCUGCUGCCAGCUCUGGCUACGCAUCAAUCGAGCAGCUGAAGCCCAUCGUGGACUACAGCCGGCAGUUUGAGAGCUUUGGUGGUGUAAUGAUGUGGGAUGCAAGCCAAGCGAAGGCGAAUGAGGGAUUCCUGUCUGGUGUCAAAAGACUUUUGACAACGGACCAGCAAGCCACGACGUCUCUUGUGACGACGUCCGCGACUGCCACACAGACCUCGACGGCCACAAACCAAAGCGUCACGUCAGCAAUCGAGGCCAUCACGAGCUCGACGAGUAUGACCAUCUCGUCUCUUUCGAUGGAUACCACUACCUCGACGUCAUCUGGAGUAGUGACCUCGACCAAGCCCAUGCUCACCUCAUCAGAACUAUGGUCGACACCAGAAUCUAGCACAACGCCAAUUGCGGAAACCUCGUCAGCCGACCCUACUGGUGCGACCAUGGAUGUAUCCGGUCCGACUACUUCACUCGUUCCAUCAACUUUACAUGAAACUCCUUGUAUCACCACGAUUUCUACGAUGACAGUAACUUUUUGGAGCACUACAAGUACCGAGAACAGUUUUUCGACGACUUUCAGGACAUUCGUCUCGGCAACACCAAGGAUUAUAGGAGUUGCGAACCCUCCUCUUCUAGGCGAUGCACUGCGCCCCACGCCGAUAGUCCGAUAG